Topomyia yanbarensis is the source of this 2276-nucleotide messenger RNA. RefSeq lists its product as uncharacterized. Lineage: Eukaryota; Metazoa; Arthropoda; Insecta; Diptera; Culicidae. The record is from RefSeq and is a predicted model, not a curated record. The transcript is spliced from 5 exons. Bases 131 to 2245 code for a protein of 704 amino acids. Gene Ontology annotation, cellular component: nucleus.
UGUUACUGAUCAGCUGUUUACAGGUUUUCUACAGAACAGCGGAUCAGCCAAUAGUAAACAAAAAGUGCAGCUAAUUAUGCGUCGUGUUUAAGACGGUCAAAACUGCAGUUAAUUUAAAGAUUCGACAGUAAUGUCGUUCAAGUUAGAAUCCCGUUGCAAUAAACGAGGCAUUAAAAAAUGCCCCAAGUGUGGUACCUAUAAUGGCCAUCGAGCGAGCAGUUGUAAAAAUAAAACUUGUCGACACAUUCUUAGUGUCCCAAAAACCUCCAGAGCGGCAUCCGGCAGCGACUACUUCGCCGCGGUUCAAGUAAAACACUACUCCCAGGAGCAGUCUACAAAGUUGUUCAGCGUUCGAAAGUUGAAUGGUACUAAGAUGGUCCGUGGAUUCGUGGAAAUCCGUGAUGAAUCAGACGAACCGUUGCUACAAUUGAGGACGGCAAUUUGCUACGUAGAUUGCCGUCCCCAUACCGACCACGAGGGAACCUGUCAACAUGUACGCGUUGCUUCCGAAGCAAACGAGACGGCCGAAGAACUUGUUAUUCAGCAGCAAUGUUUGGACAUGCUGAACGUUACUAUCGAUGUGAGAGAGGCGAUUUGGAAGCAACAAUUAAGCUGCAGCACUGAGAAUGGUCCACUGGUCCAGAAAGUAUCGGCGGAUACCUUUGUGGUGAGGUGUGAUGAUGAGUUUCAUCAACCUGUACCGUUUUGUCACGUGCAGCUGAAGCAUCCGGACAGCAUUAUCUACGAUUGCCAAAUAUUGGAUACAUAUGAAGGGGGCUCUUCGUGUUACCAUGCUUUCAUCGUUGCUGCUGCUAUUCUAAGUGCUCCAAAGUAUUAUCCAGUGUUUCGUCAAGUUAUAAGUCACCUACUGACACCUACAGGCAAGGCGUUUGCUCCAAGCGAAAUCUCGAUUGUGGACAGUGCGAUUCUAUUUUCCAACAAUUCUACAGCCCAGUGUAGUUUACUGGAAGAAUUAACAACCGUAAAAAGCUGUGAUCAGUUUUUAGUCGCAACGAUACAAGAACCACAGUCGGAUGGACAGAUUUCUUUCAAAUCUGAACAAAUUGCUACGGAUUUUAUUGAUCCUAGUAUCGAGGACAACGGUCCGAGAUCGCCAAUUAUUGAACUAGUCAACAGUACCGAAAAUAGCAUUUGCGCUACGGAGACUUUCGCUGCCAGUUAUGACGAUAACCUGCAACUGAUGGACUGCCAAAUUGAGCUGAUGGAUCAGUUUAAUCUAACGGAUCGGAUCGAUUUCUGUCCCUCGGAUGUUGAGCUCAGUGACGAUAAUCUUGUAUUUCCGGUCGAGAAUGCUUUGGACAACGAGGCGAUAGAUGAUGUCGAGCCCCAAACGGAGCCCAGUAGUUCAAAGAAAUCCACCAAAGAACGUUCGAAGCUGGUUGAAGUGACGACGAAAAAGUCCGCCCUAAGACAAACUGCAAAAAUUUCCAAAGAUAAGAUGAAAAAAGGAAGCUAUAACGUGAGACGAUUGAUGAAAAUCCUGGAAUCGAACGGUGUUGUGUUCAACAGGUUGAAACAACGCGAAGCGGUGGAGAUGGCGGCACAGGCAGAUAGUUCGUACACAGCGGAAUCGUUACCCUCGUACGAGGCAACGCGGUGCAGUUUGAGUUUCACCCAUUGGCUGGAAUCGGUGAUAGAACAGCUCAACUCCGUGAUCGAAUAUGGGGGGAACGGAAAACCUGAAGUGCAAAUUUUCACCAUACACGAGAAUUUUUUCAAAUGUUUGCGGGCACGAUUUUCGGUGGGGCAUCAGCUACGGAUGCCAGAUCACAGCAUCGAGCUGACUGGAACCCAGAGAAAGGGGCGCACGUGCCAGGUUUUUAAAUUCACGUGCUACAAAAGUUUGCGCCAUGUGUUUAAAACUGAUAAGAUUGCGCUAAAAUUCGAGAAAUCGUUCUGCCGAACUGCUACUGGUAUUUACGAAGAAAUUGACCUCUCCAAUGUCCCUGUCAGUCAUGCGUUCGCAUCCAAAGGUAAACGAGCCCUCAUUAAAGCAUUUGAGUAUAAAACUUACAUCAAAAUGGGUACUUACAAAGCUGACACUGACGGGAAGGUUCAUUAUUUCGUGAUCGAGUGGAUCGCCGGGGUGCUUCCUAGUAGUGGCUUUGGUGAAAUGCGGAUUACGCUGGAGUAUGGCCAUAAGGAAAAUCACAUGUAUGUGAAUCCGCCGAAGAUUGUAGACACCGAGGACGGACUUUCGGCAUUGAUUGAGUCCAACAGCUGAGGAAUAUUUACAGUCCACAAUAUUCUAUUGU